AUGAACAAACUUGUUUUAUUCGUCCUCUUAGCUGCAUGUGGUUCAAUUCUUGCCGAUACUGCCUCUACCUGUUCUGCCUUAUAAACAAAAAGCGAUUGUGCUCUUAACAAUAAUUGUAUAUUCACUUCAAACUAUGUUUGCGAAAAUAAAUGUGAAAUUCUCUCUAUCACUGAUUGUGCCUUGACUGCCAACUCUUCUAAAUGCGAUCUUGUUUCUACUUGUGAAAUAAAAGUAGAUUGCUCAUAAUUAAAAUCUCAACCCACCUGUUAAGCUCAAAGUAUUUGUAUAUGGAGUAAAGGAAAUUAUUGCUACAACAGUGUUUCUUUUACAGUUUGUGAGGCAAUUUCAGAUUAGAUCAAUUGUAAUGCAAAUAAUGGUUGUUUAUGGUAACCUACUAGUUGUAAAAAUAAUGUUAAUACCUCCUGUUCCUAAGGUGACAACUCAGCUACUUGUACAAAUUAAGCAAAGUUCUGUAAUUAUACUGAAAAUGGUGGUACUUGUGGUGUUUAAAGUAGUUCAGGUAAUUAAAAUACCCCAAGUAAUUCAAAUACUCCAAGUAAUUCAAAUACUCCAAGUACUUCAAGUCAAAUUCUUGCUAUCAGUUUAAUUACAAUAAUUGCUUUAAUUUGA
Tetrahymena thermophila SB210 is the source of this 630-nucleotide messenger RNA. RefSeq lists its product as hypothetical. The transcript has a single exon. The record is from RefSeq and is a predicted model, not a curated record. Lineage: Eukaryota; Ciliophora; Oligohymenophorea; Hymenostomatida; Tetrahymenidae.